AUGAUCUGUGCGACGCGACCAUCCGAGGCGCCCAUCCCGGUCCAGGAUGGUAAGGAGCCCUGGCACAAGGCGGCACCGGUCGUGACCGACCUGAACAACAACGAGGUGCCGGAAGCUGGGCACUCGCCCGACGACCUCGGGCCGACGGCAAGCUCGCUCCGGUCGUUCUACGAUGGCCGCUGCGUGUUCGUGACGGGCGGGACGGGCUUCCUGGGCAAGGUGCUGAUCGAGAAGCUGUUGCGGGCGUGCGGCGGACUGCGCACCAUCUACAUCCUGUUGCGCCCGAAGCGCGGGCUGUCGAGCGAGCAGCGGUACCGGGAGUUCGUGCGGCACCCGGUGUUCGAUCGGCUGCGCGCCAAGAUGCCCCAGCUGCUCGGGAAGGUGGUGUGCGUCGGGGGCGACAUCUCGGUGCCGCAGCUCGGGCUGUCCGAGCGCGACCACCAGGCGCUGCUGGAGCAGGUGAGCGUCGUGUUCCACGUGGCCGCCACCGUCCGCUUCAACGAGGCCCUAGCCGAGGCGGCCACCCUCAACACCGUCGGCACCAAGCGCGUGCUGGAGCUGUGCGCGGCCAUGCGCCACCUGCAGAGUGUAGUCCACGUCUCGACCGCCUACAGUAACCCGUGCAGGAGCGAGGUCGACGAGGUGGUCUACCCGGCGCCGAUGGACCCGGACCAGUUCGUCCAGUGCGUCCAGAUGCUGCCGGGCGAGGUGUUGAACGCGAUCGCCGGCAAGCUGCAGGGUACCCACCCGAACACGUACACACUGACCAAGUCGAUCACGGAGCAGCUGGUGGCGGGCUACGCCGACCGUCUGCCCAUCUGCAUCGUGCGGCCCUCGAUCGUGACCGGGGCCGUCGCUGAACCGUACCCCGGCUGGAUCGACAACGUGUACGGCAUCACCGGCAUCAUGAUGGAGAUCGGACGGGGCACGAUCAGCAGCAUCAUGUGUGACGAGCGCUGCACCAUGGACGUCAUCCCGGUCGACAUCGUCUGCAACACGCUGAUCGCGGCGGCCUGGGAGACCUGCACCCAUCCGUCGGCACCGCUGCGCGUGUACAACUGUACGUCCGGCCAGAUCAACGGCAUCAAGUGGCACGAGUACGGGCGGCUCACGCAGCAGUCGGCCGUCCGCAACCCGACCAAGUACGUGAUGCUGUACCCGGGCUUCCGCUUCCGGACCAACCGGCUGGUGCACAAGCUGGUCGAACUGUUGCUGCACUUCCUGCCGGCCUACCUGUUCGACGUGGUGAUGCGGGCUCAGGGCACCCGGCCGAUCAUGGCCAAGAUCGCGCGCCGCUUCCAGCGGGCGGCCGACACUGGCGAGUACUUUGCGAUGCACGAGUGGACCUUCCGCAACGACAACCUGCGUCGGCUGGGUGCCCGGGUCGGCCAGGACGCGGACGGUGCCGAGUUCCGCACCGACGUCACCGGGCUCGACUGGGCGGCGUACAUCGACGCGUACAUGCUCGGCAUCCGCCGGUACGUGCUGAAGGACGAGCUCGACAGCUUGGGGCAGGCCCGUGCCAAGCUCCACCGGUUGCUGUGGGUCAAGCGCAUCCUACAGCUCGCGACCCUGCUGCUGGCGUACUACCUGCUCAGCUGGGUACUUUUUCGAUGGCAGCGCGUCUAG
Molecule: messenger RNA, 1629 nt
Organism: Anopheles bellator
Lineage: Eukaryota; Metazoa; Arthropoda; Insecta; Diptera; Culicidae
Product: putative fatty acyl-CoA reductase CG5065
Exons: 4
Coding region: 1-1629 (542 amino acids)
Biological process (GO): long-chain fatty-acyl-CoA metabolic process
Cellular component (GO): peroxisome
Molecular function (GO): alcohol-forming very long-chain fatty acyl-CoA reductase (NADP+) activity
Source: RefSeq, a predicted model, not a curated record